CGUAGAAGGGCAUGUUUUGUUCCUGUGAUGGGCGCUCUUCUGGAUCCUGCUCGGCCCUUGUAGGUGGGGCUUUGCCAGGAAGUACACGUGUGUUUGUAGAAUACCGGAAGGGGAGAACGAGCGAGCCAGCCGGUGGCAGCGAUGUCGGCGGAUUCCAGCCUCGAGUGGGAGUCUCUUCUCUUUAGUAAACUUGGUGACCUGAUAGGAGAAGAUGAGCUUCAGCUUGACGUAGAGAAUGACACUUAUGAAAACAACCUUUGUGACCUUGACUUCGAUCUGGAUCUGAUGACUUGGGACUUGGACCCAUGGAAUGUUACAAAGCAGACCCUAGCAGAUGAAAACUGGAAAGUGGAACCUCUCUCGCCAGCUACUUCAACCUAUUCAGUUCCUUCUCCUUCAUCUGUGGAUUCUUCAACACAGCAUGUACCUGAAGACACAGACUUGGGCUCCAACUCCCAUCUGUCUCCUAUUUCUCUAUAUGACCAGGGCUCCCAAAGCCCCUCCUCCCCUGUAGAACAGAAAGAGAAAAAGCCCCUGAGAAAAAACUCAGCACAUGGAUCUUCAGUGACACCCAGUCGAUGUAGUCCAAUAGCCUCCAAACCUUCCAUUCAGCCCAAGCCUCUGCUGCCUGCCUUCCGGGAGACUCAGGCCAACCUUGGUGUUCAGGCGAAAGCCAUUGUCAUUCCAGCGCUCCUAUCACUGCCAAAGCAGCAGCCAGUUGUUGCUAUCCAGCCAGCCCCUCACAAAGGUCAGCCAGUGCUGCUUUCUCAGUCUGCUGUGGUACAGCUUCAGGCACCUGGAAUCCUUCCUUCCUCCAACCCAGUCAUUGCUGUUACUGGUGGGGUCACAUCACUACCUGGUCACACUAUCAAUGUCCUACCACGAACUGCCGGAAAAAGUUUAGCCAAUGGCAACCUAGCAGAAGCCAAGACUGUACUUCAUGCCACUGCCCAAAAUACUAGCAUGGAUAUGAAUGUGUUGAAACGACAGCAGCGCAUGAUAAAAAACCGGGAGUCCGCAUGUCAGUCACGCAAGAAGAAAAAGGAAUAUAUGCUGGGUUUGGAGGCUCGGCUGAAAGCAGCCUUGUUGGAGAAUGAUCGUCUAAAGAGAGAGAAUGGCUCACUGAAGAGGCAGCUGGAUGAAUUGGCAAUGGAGAAGCAGAAUCUUCAAGUCUCCCCUCCAAAGCGAAGAGCUCUCUGUGUGAUGGUGUUGCUAGCCUUUGUAAUGCUGAGUUAUGAUAAACUAAGUGUGUUGGAAUGGGGCUCAAACUCUGAACUACAUGCCAGCCCAGCCCACCAGAACAGGCAUCUUCUUGAAUUCUCUGCAAAUGUACCUCAGGAAACAGAUGGCAGGAAUAAUGAUAGGUAUAAACAUUCUGUUUCGGAUAACAAAGCGCUGAUGGUAGUUACUGAGGAACCAAUCAUAUAUAUUUCUCCCCCACCUUGCCAGCCAUUGAUCAACCGCACAGAGACACUCAGAUUGAGUCAUGAGCUGCGAGGCUGGGUUCAUAGACAUGAAGCAGAAAGGUCGAGAUCAAGGAGGCUGUCAAAUAAUCAGCAACAGAAAGCUCAAGCUGUUCAAGACUCGUCAGAAAAAAAUGCAAAUUCUGGACUGAUGGCCAUUCCUUACACAGACACUAGCACUGGCAAGAACGCAGGAAAUGAGCUACAAGUUUAUUAUGCUUCCCCGAGGAAUUACCAAGACUUCUUCGAAGCAAUUCACAGAAGGGGAGAUACAUUCUAUGUAGUAUCAUUUCGUAGGGAUCACCUAUUGUUGCCAGCCACCACUCACAAUAAGACUAGGCGACCAAAGAUGUCAAUAGUGUUGCCAGCCAUUAACAUCAGUGAGAAAAUAAUUAAUGGCCAAGACUACGAAGUGAUGAUGCAGAUAGACUGUGAAGUGAUGGACACCAGGAUCUUGCACAUCAAAAGCUCCUCCAUCCCUCCCUACCUUCGUGAGCAGCAGAGAAACCAAACAACCUCAUUCUACAGCUCUCCUCCAGCUGUCCCAGAGGCAGCCCCUGCCCUGAGGGCCAUUGUAGAGUCGCCACAGUAGGCUUCCCAAGUCAGAUCUAUGCUCCGUAAUGACACUUUGUCCCUGCUGACCCCUCGGGGUUAGCUACAGCAGCCUCCUGGGGAUCUUCCCCCCUCAGACAAGGGCUGCUCCCUGUCAGUCUGAGGUUCCUGGGUCUACCCCAUUGAUGGAGGAAGACUCUACCUUGAAGUCCUAGCCCCAAGAUCACGCCUAACCCAAUCCCUUCAAGCUGUCUUCUACCCUAAUCACCAUGGUUUUAUUUUAAUAAUUCUGUUCACUGUGCUUUAAAACUCAAGUGAGGUGGGCCUUUAUUUCACUCUACAAAUGGGGAAAGGAGACAGAGAGAAUGAGCUGCUCUCGGCUGUUGUGGUGUGUUCAUAGCAGAUUCAGAAUUGGACGUUUCUCAAAGCACUCUCUGCUGGACCAGCUGCUUUCAUUGCCCACUUUAUUUAAUUUAACCCUGCAACAACUGGUGUGUUAUAAUAGGCCUUCCCAAGCAGUUACUCAAUUGUGCAACAGAUGCCCAUUUGUUGUUUCACAUUUGUUGCAUAAGAUCCGGACAUUUGGGAGAUGCCACCUUUACCCAUCACUCAAAUUUGCAGUGUGGUGUUGCUGGGAAGCCUCAGUUCUUUCCCCAGUUGGUGGGCCAUUGGAGUCUGGAGUUCUGCCUAGAAUCUGGAUAGAUACAUAUCGUGGGCACCUGCUGGCUGGGGCCAGUGAAAUGAUUGAUGAGGAGCCCUGGCUUGACCAUAACACCAGCUUGUUAAGAGGGAGCUGAAACUGACUGUUUCCUAAGUAUUUUGAAGAAGCCUCUAGUUGGAUACAUGCAGGUGCGCUCUCUCUCUCUCUCUCUCUCUCUCUCUCUCUCUCACACACACACACACACACACACACACACACACACACACACACACACACACACACGUCAUCAGACUUUAUGCUAGACUUUAUCUUGUGGCAGCAGCUAUACGCAUUCCUGACCUGAAAGGAUGAAGGGCUUCUCCAGAGAUGUCCAGAGAAUAGUCAGUUUCAGCUCUCCUGUGAGUCUUCUCUUAGCCUUCUGAGUGCUCCCUCUUUCAUCACCAGGUUGGGUUUUUUGGGGGGGUGGGAGGCUUUAUAAAAGCACUCCUCUGCCCCAGAUCUGUUACCUGCGGAACUGGGUAUGUGUUCCUGUUUCUGAAUUGGAACAUGCAAGACUAUGCUACAAAGACUAAAAUGUAUUAAGAGCACACUUUGAACUGACCAGGUCAGUGAGCCCAUAGGGUAGGUAUGUAAUGGCUUAAUUUGCCUAACCAUUGUGAAAGUAGCUCAUGGGCUUUUACCCAGCUGGAGAAUAGUUAGACAGCUAAGAUCGAUCAAGGGAGUGCUCUUUCAGGGAAGUGGAAAGGCUACUAGAGCCAGAGGCUGUUAAAUGUCCAGAAUGUUGGAUCAAAGAGGACAGGUCCUGUAUGUUUCCCCAUCCCCUCCCACUUGGGGCAGCACUGGUGUUUUUGAGGUUGCUGGUCAAGGGAGGAGAAUAAAGGAUGGAUAGUUCUUUGAAGAGUAACACCAGUACAUCAUCACAGGCUGAGAUUCAGCCUUGCCAAGAGGCAGUUGUUUGCUGUGCAUAUGUGGAAGUUGGAAAGUACAUGGCCCAGAAUGAGGAGCCCUGAAUGUAGAAGGCUGCUUUCACACAGGGGAAGCGCAACUUCUAGUCAGGUGGAGAGAGAAGAAGCCUCAAGCAAAGCUGGGUGUGCCUCUGAGCUGAGAAGGACGUGGUCCCGUUGCCAGGCACGCAGAACCGGCAAUUGUUCUUUCCCUUUGUUUGUGUUCUGUCGGCUGCAAUCCUAUACAUACUCAGUUGGGCUUACUUUGGGGUAGACAUGCCUAAGACUAAGUAUGUAAUAGAUGUGUAUUCUCCUUGCUUACCCUCCCCUUCCUGUUGCCUAUCUUGUGUCAAAUUUCACAUUGUAAGCGCCUCAGGGCUAGACCUGUCCUAGGCCAUAUUCAGGCAUUGCACAAAACUGGAGUUACAGGUUCCGCUCUCUCCCGCUGCCCUUACCUGUCAGAAUUAAGACAUAAGAGCUGGCCGCCUCUCUGCAGGCUGAGAAACAGCAGAGAGGAGGGUUUGCUGGCUGCCAGGCUUCCUCCUCUGAUUGAUGGACAGCCAUGGCAGCCAAUCAGGACAGAGAGAGGGGAGCUUUCUUCCCUCAACUCUGGUUCCAAGGAAGGCUGCAUCCAGUUCUACAUUCAGACAUAACUGUGGUAGCCACAAACCAGAGGCCUGAGCAGUGAACCUCACUUCAAAUUGAGGGUUCAAAUUAGAGUUUGGUAACUCAGUUUGCGUUUGGGUCCAAACUGCGAUUUCAUGCAUUCAGACACACAGUUAUACGAACCCCAGCCAUGCGUAACUCUGGUUUCAUGUGAUGUCUGAAUGUGGCCAUAGUCUUAGCCUGUACAGCACUAUGAACUUUGAUGGCACUGUAUGUACAAAUAUAAGAAAUAUAAAUGUCUGAAUUAGCUCUAAGUUGGCCAUAAUGCUGGGAGAAAGCUCUGGUUGAUCAGUCUUUCUGUAGUAGGUUGAAUUUGCCCACUACAAAAUUAAUGCAUAUAAUAAUUUGAAGCCCAUUUUACAUGGCUCUAAUUCUUCCACAGCACCUCUAUGUCUUCUGUCUUUAAGAGAAAGAGUUUUCUGUUUGGGAUGAUAGAGCAAUCCUGUUAUUCCCACCCCCCCCAGCUCCUAGAGGGACUUGAGUAAUGUUUCAUAAACAUUCUUUUAUUAGGGAAUACAUUGUUCCCUGGGAUGCUGAGGUUCUUUUGUGCCAUGAUGUGGAGACAGCGUAUUAUCCCAUCAUUAGCUCUUUCCUGUAGACAGCCAUGUUGUGUGCAAUUUGAUAUUGGUGGAAAUAAACAAAGAAUCUUUUGGAAGGGUGCAUUUGGGGAAAUAAGCAACUCUCUUUAAAAAGUUCAGGCACAAUCCAGUGGAAGUUCACCAUUCUUGAUCUCUUGUCUAGUUGAGGAAAGGACCCAAGACAGGAAGAAAAGAUAGGAAAGGACCCAUUCCCUUUUUUCAGCUUUAUUAAGUCCAAGGGCACAGUGAACUGCCAUUUCAGGUACAGUCUUGUGCAUGUGAUUGCAGCCAUGCUGUGUUCUCUAUCCCCAAACAAGUCCAUCAGUAGGCAGCUGCUGUCUUAAAACACAGAGCACUCCCAAACCUGCUUGUGGAAAGUGCUGAAUUUUCACUCGCUUGAUAGGCACAUGUGUCCUAAUCAUGCACAAUACUAGGAUUCUUAUGGAUGCCUGCUGUUUCCUGCUGGCAAGAAUUUUACCUCAAAGGAAAAAAUCCAAUGAUAGAAAUACUGUGGAAUUUUUUUAUGGGGGUGAGUGGGAACCUGGAGAUAGCUGUUCAAAGCAAUACAUGAACCAUAAGAAUAUUGCCUUUGGUUUUCUUGGAGUUCUCUCGGAUUUACUAGGAAUCUGGACUGCCAUGAUGUAUUGCCUUCCAGAGAUGAGGAAAGGGCUGUGCAGGUCCACAGAAAAGCCUUCAGCGCCCUUGUGCUGAACUUGCUUCUUGUGCAGGAGACAGGGCAUGAAGGGAGAGGGGGAGGGAUUUUCACAUCUCUCUCCUCCCUCCAAAAAUCUUUUCCACUUGUAUAAAUAUUCCUGAAGGUUGUACAGCUUUCAGGAUCAUAUUUAUGCAAGUGAAAUGGUCUGUUGGAGGGAGGUGAGAUGUGAAAAUUGCUCCUCCUGCCCUGUCCACUGCACAAGCCGGGGCGCUGAAGAGUCUUUGUGGACCUGCACACCCUGCUUCCGUCUCUGGAAAGCAAUACAUCAUGCCAGCCCCCAUCUUUAUUUAAAAAGCCCUUUUCUCCUCUUGAGGGGAAAACUGUGAAUGCCACUGAUUCCAGAGGUCCUCCUGCUGGCCUUGGCACAUCUGCAACACUGCCUGUACAGAAUUAGCCAGUUGCCUUUGGCUUAGUACACAGCCAGGACUGCUUUUUCUCUGCUGUGCUGAAAACACACAACUCUCACAGAACACUUUAUUAAAAACAAACAGAAAACCUCCUUUUUGGAACUGAAUGGACAGCAUUUUCUGUAAAGCUGAUCUUGCCAAGUCCAUAGAGUAGAGUUACCUUUUUUCUUUUUUGCUUUUUUGGACAUUUCCUCUGCAGGCAGAAGAGCAAAUGUGACAUCUCCCAAACAAUGGUAAAAUGGCAUCUUGCUUUGUUUUGUAACAUGUUAUAAUUCUAGAACAACAGGGAAAUGAUAUAUUUAUUUCUUUGCAAAGUUUGAACGAACAAAAUGAUUUUUGCUGGGUGGUUUGUUUGUUUGUUUUUAAUUUAAAUGCACUAUGUGUGUUUUGUACCUGGGACAAUUUGUCUUCUUCAGAUACAGGUUGGGAUUGAAGACAUUUUACAGCCAGGAUGUCAGAAUUAGGGGCAAAACUUCUGUAUCUGUCCAUUCUUCAUCAGUCCUUCUCAAUAAUAAAUUUUUUAGAAACGUA
Messenger RNA from Hemicordylus capensis (graceful crag lizard), 6517 nucleotides. RefSeq names its product activating transcription factor 6 (gene ATF6). The transcript is spliced from 16 exons. Bases 142 to 2055 code for a protein of 637 amino acids. The record is from RefSeq and is a predicted model, not a curated record. Gene Ontology annotation, molecular function: RNA polymerase II cis-regulatory region sequence-specific DNA binding; DNA-binding transcription factor activity, RNA polymerase II-specific. Gene Ontology annotation, biological process: endoplasmic reticulum unfolded protein response; regulation of transcription by RNA polymerase II. Gene Ontology annotation, cellular component: nucleus. Lineage: Eukaryota; Metazoa; Chordata; Lepidosauria; Squamata; Cordylidae.